AUGAAGGUAGAGUGGUACGGUGAAACCAAGCCAGUGGCUGAUAAUAGCUCUGAAGAAGGUAAGCAGCGAAAUAGAAGAGUAGAGGUCAAAGUUUUGGAUGCUAAGUUGGAAAAUAUGUCUAGACCUAGUCCAGCACCGAGUGCGCCAGCUGUACCUAAAGCGGCAGAAGUUAAGAAACCUGCUGCCACAGCACCUACUGCUCCUAAGGUAGAAACACCUGCACCUAAAAAGGUAGAGGUGAAAACACCAGCAGAGUCUACAGAGACUGGCUCUGAUGUACCAAAGAAGACUCCACAGGAAGAGUUAAAUGAAAAUGCCAAUAAUUUACAUCAGUUGAAGACCGCUGGUAGAGCAGAGGCUGGAGCUGCAUUGGCAGAGGCUAGAGAGAAGGGAGACCUUAGUGAAAAUGCUGAGUAUGAUGCUGCUAAAGAGGAACAAGCUAAACUCGAGAAGCGCAUAGCCCAACUGGAAAUGGCUAUGACCAAUGUAAGAAUAUUAGACGAAAAGGAAAUAGAUGACUCCAAGGAAAAGCAGACGUGA
This is a messenger RNA of Darwinula stevensoni, 540 nucleotides long. Lineage: Eukaryota; Metazoa; Arthropoda; Ostracoda; Podocopida; Darwinulidae. The record is from the annotation of a GenBank genome assembly.